GAGAUAUUGUAGCAUUAAUUGAAAGAAAUAGAAUAGAUGAAUAUAAGAGUAUGAUAAUGAAAUUGAUGAAGCUGGCAAAACAUAUCAGAAUGACUGAUUUACUUACACUUUCAAUUGAAGCAUUGGAAAAGAGAAAUCCUGUCACUAUUCAAGAUUUAAAAACAAGUAUUGAAUCUUUAAUUGAAACUGAAUAUUUAAAACGGGAAGAUAAAGAUAUGAUCUCCUAUAUUGCGUAA
Hemisphaericaspora subhashii is the source of this 236-nucleotide messenger RNA. It is a transcript of the gene RTT101, whose product is annotated as cullin. The record is from RefSeq and is a predicted model, not a curated record. The transcript has a single exon. NCBI's taxonomy places the organism in Eukaryota, Fungi, Ascomycota, Pichiomycetes, Serinales, Debaryomycetaceae. The annotation marks the transcript as partial.